UUACGUUUUAGUGAACCACAUUUGCAUCACAUGGGCCUAAGAGAAAGUCCUCACUUCCGUGUUUUAUCUGUUGCUGGCAGACACAUAAAUAUCUUCAAUACUUUAUAAAGCUAUUGGUGGGAGCUGUCGACAUGUAUUUGUGAGUGUUUUUCCAAGCAUGGAUCUUCUGGACUUGAACUUUACCAACAUGUCAGUGAAGUCCAGCGCAGUGGCGCAGGGCCCGGAAGAGUACCGCAUAGUAGGCCUCAUCUUCUAUUCCGUCAUCUUCAUCAUCGGGCUCAUCGUAAAUCUCACUGCUAUAUCGGUGUUUGCGCUGACCACCAAGAAGAGAAACUCGGUUACUGUCUACAUGAUAAACGUGGCUCUCGUAGACUUGCUUUUCAUAAUAGUGCUACCCUUCAAAAUAGCCUACUACCACCUGGACUACUGGCCCUUUGGAGAUGUCUUCUGCAGGAUCAGCGCGGCUCUCACCAUCUUCUACCCCUGUAUGGCGCUCUGGUUGUUUGCCCUUAUAAGCACGGAUCGUUAUAUGGCUAUAGUCCAGCCAAAACACGUCAAAGAACUGAGAAACGUCCCCAAAGCAGUAGUGGCCAGUAUUGGAGUUUGGCUUAUGACCCUUGGCAGUACCAUACCCAUGGUUUUCUCCAAAAACGACCGCGAUUCAAGUUCCAACUUCACCACGUGCGACAAAAUGGAAGACAUUGUUUACCUUCGCAAAGAUAACCCAGUGAACUUUGUGCGUCUUGUCUUUUUCUUCCUUUUGCCAAUUUGCGUCAUGGUUGGCUGUUAUGCAGUCAUAGUGGACAACCUGAUCCACGGGCGCACUUCGAAACUGAAACCAAAAGUCAAGCAGAAGUCUGUGAGGAUUAUAGUUACGCUAAUUGUGCAGAUUUUGGUGUGCUUCAUGCCUUUUCAUAUUUGUUUAGUUGUGCGGCUUUUGGAGACAGACGUUGGGGGGUUUCACAUAUGGGCUAUCUUCACCACUUGUUUAAUGAAUCUCAGCACUGUUUUGGAUAUAAUUCUCUAUUAUAUAGUUUCUAAGCAAUUCCAAGACAGAGUAAUAAGCGUGGUUUUGUACAGAAACUAUCUCCGUAGCGUCAGAAGGAAAAGUUUGCACACGCACACCGGUAGCAUCCGAUCACUGAGCAAUUUAAAUAGUGCGAUGAUUUGAAACCAGCUGUCAAUCAAGACUCCCAUAAGUACUGUAUACUAGCGUGCGCAAAUGGAGCAACGUUACAGCCAAGUGUGUUUCUUUUUUUCUUGGUACACGGCUCAUUAUCAAAAGGAUCAAAACUUGCAAUUAAUUUCCGAGAUGUAAUUUACACUCACAGUAUGGGAGUGCUGCUGUUGUGGCAAAAACAUCUGUGUUCAGAGCUGAUUGACUCACCCUUGAGACUGGAGACGCUUCCUUGCUCCGCAGACAAAAGCAGCGACUAGAACUGUGGCUCAGGUGUAAUAGACACAAGGCAAAAAUAACUUUCAUAAUUAUUAUGAACACAGCACGCGGCAUCUAUGUUUGUUUGCUUUGGUUAAUAUGUAUAAACAAUGAAAGUGUUACAGCAGACGCCACAGGAAAUGAGCUCGGCUAUAAGGUUUUUUACGGGGCUUCUAUUUCAACGCAAGAUUAAAAUAUGUGCGAAACAUCGUCAGUGGUAAUAUUGUAUUCUACUUUACUUACUGUUUAAAUGUGUGUAUACAUUUAAGUGUAAACUGUAAUCAGAUCUACUCCAGCUGCUGUAAAGGCAUUGGCCGAUGGAGGGCAGCAUGGCACAGUCUGAAUACGAGUGCGCGCCAGAGACUAUUUGGAGUAGAGGACCGAAAUCCUGUGGCUCUAAGCCAGUUCCUCAGUUCAAUUAGAUGACUAACUUUUUAAUCACAAACUUUUAUAUUUACGUACAUUUUGUAUUGAAAAUAUGUAGCCUAAUGAAUGCACAAGAUAGUUUACAUAAGGGUUCAGUAAUUUUUAUGGUCAGCUGUGAAUUGUAUUGAUUGGAUGUUAAAUGAUUUAGUCACUUGGAGUGCAUUUACUGUAAUAUCCUCAAGAGAUGUCAAAGAAGACGUCCACUAGAUUUAAAAGAGGAAAUAGAAAAUUACAGCCCAACUCAAUUUGAGUUUAUUUAAAAAACAAAGUUGAAAUUUGUAAAAGUGCAAUGACAAGAAUAAAUAAAUAAAUGAAUAAAUAAUAUUACAACAACAAAUAUAUUUUCAGGUGUUAUUUUAUAUGAAUCGUUAACUAAAAUAAGACAAGUAAAAAUCAAUAGUGUUGAAUAAAAUAAUAAGGUUUGUGAGUCUCCCCUUCAUAACGUGGUUAACAGGUGACUCGGGGCAGCUGAGUAAAUACUUUCUCCCACAAUAAAAGAUUUAAGUCUGCAAUUAGGCUGUCAACAGCUUUGGUGUAAGCACAUGCACUUCAGUAACUGUACAGUGUACUGUAUACAAGUGUAUACACAGCUACAGAAAGGAGCUGAAGUGAAUGCACAAUGCUCGUCUGAAAAGGCUCUGAGGCCACAUUCCUGUGUUGUAGAGCACAGAUGAGCUCAUGUUGUACAUUAUGGAGUGUGUAUUCAUAUCCACAUAUGAGUGUGCUACACAGAUCCAUGUCUGUCAGAACAAGCAUGUCCCUGCAGACCGCUGCCUAUCUGCUCCACUGUAUUCAAUAAAGCCUGCAGUCCAGCUACACCAUUUCCAUUUUAUAUGGAAUUCUGGGAAGCACAGUUCAUCACAUGAUGAUAGCUUUAUUGGCUGCUGGACUACAAGUAGAUUUAUAACCAAAAGGUUAAAGGUCAAAUGAAACAUCAGAGGGUCGUCUAUCUGUCCCACCUGUUAGACAUCAAAGAAAAACCUGCACACUGCUCACAGCAACUGGCAUUUAAAACAAUUAAGUUCCCUGUCAAAGCCUUGUGAUGAAUUAUCCGGAAGCUUUACCCGCUGUAAUUCUAAAUCUUUCCAACAAGUGCCUUUGUUGUAGAGAAAUUAAUGAAAACAAGAUUGUCUUUCAUAGAGCUGAUCUAACAACGCGACAGCCAGCUGCUCCUCUUUGGGAAUAAAACAGUCAGCAUUAAACACAGCUCAGACAAAAUACUUUUUUUCUUGCACUCGUGUGGAAAACAAAUCAGGCGGCGAGCGCACUGGCCAUCUGUUUUGUUAUUUGAUAUGUGUGAAUACAUGUUGUAAUGACUUUGUUUGUGAAUCACUCUGCACGGCAGAACACACGAGAGCUCUCGAGGAGCUGGAGUGUUCAAAGCUAAUCAUAUAAUUGGACACAAUAGUCGAUGACAAAUGGAGACGCUCGGAGCCAGCCAGCUGGGAAGUGAAUAUGUAAUCAUUGUAAAAUCAUAUCAUUUUUGCAUAUUUGAAGACAGCUUAAUAGAGUUUGCGUGUCAGCACACUCUAAAGUGAUGAUCAGAGGGAGUAUUGCUGGAUUUGUUUUCUAAAUUGUGCUGCGCUGAAAUCUUUAUCAUGAUUAAAACUGUUUCUCAAGAGCUAAUGUUUAUUUUUCUGUGGCUCACUGAUGAAUGCUCAAGUACAAGCAGGACAUGGUGGCUCUUUGUAACACAGUCGGAUACAGCCCUCCAGAAAAUGCUUUAGAGGAGACAUCUAUUCCAAAAUAACAAAAUCAAGCAGCUUUUAGCACUUAAGUGUAAAGCAACAGAUGAGUGUUGCAGUUUGGGCAGCAGCCUUGUUCUGUGGCCUUUUACUUUGCCAUUAGUCUUCAUAUUGUUCCCAUUAGAGAGUAUGCAGACAUGAAAGAGCACCUAUAAUGUUAUAUAGAUACUGUACAGUGUACACAGUAUCCAGUCUGGGCCCCCGCUCUACUGUACGGCAUUAGCUCCAUGCAGCUGCCUACGUUUACAUCAUUUAGCGUUCCUCUCAGGGCACUUUAAUGCACUGAACCUCUCCCCUGGUAAACUUUACAAUAGGAUGUUGAGGGAUACUUCUGGACUGCCAUAGGAAAUGAAAGGCACAUGUGUGCGGAUCUACCGGCACAACACUGGGUCCCCCCUGUGAUGCCGAGCUUAAGGGCUGCACAAUGAGACUAAUGGAUUCCUUUUGUGGGACAGAAAUAGGUUAAGCACACGCGCUAUUGUUCUUAUCUGGUCUGUGUGCAACAAUAAGUCCAGUAAGGAAGGCACGAGCUAUGCAAAUCUUCACAGCUUCACAGAGGUAAUCUUUUCCUUGGGCAAUUGCAAUCUAGCCCUGCAUUGUCUUCUGUCUCCAUUAAAAGGAGAUAAUCUAGUGCAAGUGUUUCGAAUGGUACUACAGUGGCUCCAAUUGACCCAGCAGUUAGCAGUGAGCACAAGGAACUCUGGGAAAUGUAUGGCCUUGAUUACAGCUGUGUGUCUAUUUUAGCAGAUUGUUUGGUUUCCGAUUCGCACACAGACACAGCCAGUCGCCAUUAGCACGUAUAAAUAAUGUACGGCCCAUCUACUCCCUCCUCCCUUUUCCCUUCUCGCUCAGCUCAGAUAAAGUGCCAUCAUUGGAAACCUUGGACUGCUCACGAUCUCCACAGAUUUGGAUAAGAUUUAUUUUGGUUGGGUUUUUUUGACAGCGUUCCACAACAUGCAUCUGGGAUUGUGUUUAAUUGUACUACUUAGAGGACAAGAGUAGUGCUUCUCAUCAGGAAUAGAGCCAAAUUUUGGAUAAUCUUGUCUCAUUGCAAAUCUGUCUUUGUCCAAAUCUACAAAACCUGCCAUAUUCAAAAAAUAAAUUACAUUUAGAACUAGAAGGUAGGACUAAAUAAAACCAUAUAUGCCAUUAUUAAAUUGAUGAUGACUGAUGGACAUAGCCUAUGUAAGUAUUUUGUCAGGUAAUACUGUAACUGGGAGAAAAGCUACUGACAAAGAAACCAACUUUUUGUACUAUCAAGAACAUGUUUGCUAUGAAUUAUAUCAAAACAUUUACCUUAAACCUAUCACAAAUAGUUGAUUUCCUGUAAUAGCAAAAUAAAAAGUAUUGGAAAAAAGCACAAAGUGGGAGAUAGAUGAGAACCAUGUGAAAACAGCUGAAUCAAACAAUCCCACACAAUUGUAUCUGUGUCAUGGUACUUGACACUUUUAUAUAUCUAUCUAAAAUGGUGAUCUUCAUGGAUGGCUAAAGCCUCUCUCAAAAAAUGCACACAGCAUGACAACGCUAACAUGUAUUAUUAGCUAUUUAGAUUAAUCAGUCAGGCCAUGGCUCAAUAAUUUAACCCCCAGUCUCGAUACAGAAGCACAAACCGUGCUAUAUACCACGCAUACACGAGUGACAGGGAAAGAUUUAAGGAGGCACAGUUGCUGCUUAAAAUGUAAAAUCAUACUAUUACAAUAUUUCACACAGGGUUCCUUUAUCUCCGCCUAAACCUUUACACAACAGGGCUCUGAGCAGCGUGAGUGAUAUGAUGGCAGCUAAUGCUAAUGCACUCAUUUCAGCUGAUGUGCAUUAAAAGAGAGCUGACUGACAAAUUUAAUGUAAAAGCCAGGUAGAGAGGGCGAGCGGGGUGUGGAGAGAGAGAGGCCUAUACAUGAGUGGCUCUGUGUGCACAUCACGUCUCCUCUCCCUAAGCUCAAUUACAGGAUUGAUACUCAGAGAGGAAACUUCAUCAUGUCGUACAGAUGUCUUCACUGGAGGAAGAGGGACACGCCGCAUGUUGGCGUUUAACGUGACACAGUCGCCGUUCAUUCAAAACAAGACAAAUCAGGAACAGUUGAGCAAAAGAUUUUAUUCAAGUCUAGGUCAUAGUUCAAUCUGAGUCAUGCAUAUUUUCAUUUCCCCAUGAGAUAAUGUGAGAAAACACAGUCAUCUAUAGUGUACUAUUGGAAGGAGGGCCUAAAACCCACCCUUGCAAAAAAGAUGGAGGAUCUAUUAUAUUUUUCUCAAUGGAAAUGUUACUUUGCUUAUAAUAUAUAUCCCACAGUGUGAUAAUAAUGGUGUGUGUGCCUGUGUGCAUGCGUGUGUCCAUCGAAGUCGAAGUCAAAUGUUGUGUUCUUCCCAACUAGUCUGGCUGCUGAGGACCUCCCCCCGCAGACCUCCACCAGGAUAAACCUCCUCUCGUAUGUCCCUCUCCAUUUUUCAUUAGUGUACUUUAUAAAUGACUUAAUUACACUUUCUAAAACUCAUUUCAAAUUGUUUAGAGCAAAGCACUUCACAUUUAAUCACCAACAGAUUUCAUUUCUAGUUUGAAAUUAACUAGCUUUGUGUUGUCUCCGCUCUGCUUGUGUAGGGAAAUUAGCAGUUUAAAACAAGAACCAAAAAAACAAAAACAAAAAAAAAGAUAUUUAACUGUCACCAUUUAUGCAGGCUUGGGAAUGGCAAUUGUGGUUCCUUAAAAUACUGACACAAAUAAAAUAGAUUUGAUAUGAUCUUAUAAUCUUAUAAAAUUUUACAGCCCUAUACCAAGAAGUGAAGUGAACUGCCUUUAGUUACAGGGCUGAAUCCAUCCAUUCAUUGUCACAUCACGUGUAUUAUUAGGGCAAUUUAAAUUCAACAGUCUUUGGGCAGUGAGGAAAAGUGACACAUAGGAAGGGUAUGCCCAUUUUAGUAAGCCACUUUAAUAAGACUCAAACUCACAAACUCCUCACUAAGAAGAAAAAUCUGUAUCGACUCUAAUCUAAAAUAUCACCCACUUGCUCCAUUCAUCUGAGUAAACUGAUGUGAAACAAUAACUUGCAAACAAUAAUAAUGUGUGAGUGAGCUAGUCAGCCCCAUCACAGUAAACAUUUUUUACAACCCAGACAGCUCUAUAAAGCGCUUUAGGCAUCAUUGGCCAGAGCCGUCAUUAGUCAGGGCUUGUGUGUGAAUCUAAAUAAAACCACAGUGCUGCUCUCAUAUACUUUACACUGUUCCUCUCACACAUGGAGAACACUCACAACAAUGGCCACGCUCUGCUUUAAUUUCAUUAGGUUUUGUCUUUGCAAAUGCCAAGUCCUGUUUUGCCUCAAGAACAUAUCUCUUAAUCACGUUCCAUCCAGGCUGUGUCUUUCAUCUCAAUCUCACAGUUGUGGCUCCUGCCCAACUUUAUUUUGCUAUAAGGUAAAAGAGGGGAAAAAAAUAAAAGCAGACUUGCGUACACUUCCAACAGGGGAAAUGCAAUGACAAAAGCCCUCCUCUCAUCUCUGUCACAUGAAAUGAUGUUUGGUGUUUAGCGGCGUGCUGCUGGGGUGUGUGUGCGUGUGUUUUUUGUGUGUGCGUGUGUCUGCAGGGCUCAGAUCCAUGUUGUUUGGUUUGCUUCUUCCAUUAAGAGAGCUGUAAAGCAGAGGGAACAGAUGGCUGCUGGCCCGCUCUGUCCUGCAUCCUCUCACAACUGCCACACUUCCUGUGCCGCCAUUAAUCUUCCCUCACUACUCCUGCAGCACAACUUUAUUAAAACAACUCAAGAGAGAGCCAACAACAAGCACGGCGCAGCUGUCAGGAGCAAAAGACCCAACCAUCCGUCCACACAAGAAGAGCCCCGCAUUUUGAGACGCCCACGUAAAACAACUGGAGUAAGGAUGCAGUGGGGCUUUGAAGCGCUUGCCGCCGUAGUCGUGGAGGAGGCACAGUAAAUGCUCAUUAGAACACAGCUGGAACUGCUGCUGGAGCCACUUCAUGGGCGUGCUCCGUCAGACUUAAAUAUGGGAACCACCAGCUCAGCCUGCAGCGCACUACUGUUUGGGCUCAAAAGGAAGUGCUGCGUAACUAUGAAGUUUGGCUCAGAUAUUUGAAAGGAUAAUUGUACACAGUAUGUCAAAUAAAGGAACUUUUUUCCAUUGGAGUCAUGAUGGUCUGUAAGAUUUCAGCACAAAAAGAGAGUUCAGCUGCUCCAGUGUUUCUCAAAAUGUGGUGCAUGUUCCACUGGUGUUACAUGGGUUUGGGGCAGAGGUGGGACCAAGUUGUGUUUUGCAAGUCUCAAGUAAGUCUCAAGUCUUUGACCUCAAGUCCGAGUCAAGUCUCAAGUCAAAUACAGGCAAGUCCAAGUCUAGUCUCGAGUCACUGGCCCAUAAGUCCAAGUCAAGUCCAAGUCGUCUGCUUUGAGUUUUGAGUCAUUUCAAGUCGUUAAACAGAAGUACCAAAUAUAGGUUAGAUUUUUGCAAUUUAAAUGAAUUUUAAACUAAAUUGUACUUAAAAAAUCAAAGUAUAUUUAUCCUUAAGUAUUUAUAUAACAGUUGUAGAGAGAGUUGUAGUUAAUUUUUCCUUUUUAAAUGUCUUGACAAGAUCUUAAUGUGAAUCAUUAUGGACAGAAUAGAAAGAAUUUAGAGUUAAAAGUGCUUCUCAAGUCUUCACAAAUCACAUGCCUCAAAUCCAAGUCAAGUCCCAAGUCUUAGUCCAUUUUAUCAAGUCAAGUCUCAAGUCCUGAAAACAGUGACUCAAGUCUGACUCGAGUCCCCACCUUGGGUUUGGGGUCUACUUCAUUUCCAUCUUUAUUUAUUUUCUUUAAGUAAUAUUAUUUACGCUUUAUUCUUGCUUUAAAGAUGAGUCUUAUAAGUGUUUUAAUGUUCCACAGUAUGGCAUUAGAUUACAGGACAGAUCUGUGGAGAGACUGCUCCAUGCACAGUAAAAAUUCAUGUUUUUCAUUUGACUGUAUUUCUUUUAAUACAACACAAACACUUGCAACUGGAUAAAUGCACAAUUUCUUUAGGCUUUACAUCUCCAUGGACUCAGAAUACAUCCCUAAACUACACACUCCUCAUUUUCCUAUCACAGUUUUGUAAAGUACUCAUUUGUGAAGUACCCAUAUACCCUUACCAUCUAUUGUGUGGCCUGGAACAAAGAUUGGGAAUUAUAUUACAACCAUCUGCAAAGUGUUCACUGGCAACUUUAUCAGAACGAGCAAAUUGAUCUCUUGAAGUUUGUGUUGGAAAAGGCCAAAUUGGGCAGGCUUCCCCAGCACAUAGAUCACCUGCUGUCACCUGACACUUUUGAUAGAUACUGACCACUGCAGACUACGCCACCCCACACGAGCUGCAGACAAACAUUUGAUCAAACUUGUUCAACUUUGAGAAGAAUAAAAUCUAUUAGGACAUACUAUCUCAGAGCUACUGUUUUUCACUAAUAUGUAAACCAUAUACUGCAAAAAGAAAUGGACUAAGUGACAUCACCCAUAGUGUUUGGCUCCAGUCAAAUGAAGCUCAUGAUUCUAGUAGUUAUGAGGGAAUAAGUAAAAGAGAAAUUUAUUUACGGACAAAUUAAUGAAAUAAAAACACUAGGAUCAUGUAGAGUAGAUUAAUACAAAUAUUUUAAUACCAAAUUACGAAGCACCCAGCAGCAGUUACAGAGAGAGGGGAGACAAUUUUUCAAUGUAAAGUCAAGUGGAGCCAGAGUCGAUGGAGCCAGAAGCAGCCCCACGAACACUUCCUAUUUGGAACACCAUGUCAAAAUAAAAGUCUAGUUUUAAGUGACAAUUCUGGAAAUGUCAAAUGUUUUUUUUUUCUCCGGAUGUCAGAACAAUUCUUCAUUUAUUUUUUCAACCAUGAAUCAUCUGUGUCCACAUUUAAAUAAAAACGAAUGCCACAACAAAUAUUAUGUGAUUGGGCUCUGUUCGGCCUUGCGCUCUGUGUCCGCAGCAGUCAGCGGGUAAAUUGAAAAAUCAAUUCCCAUUUAAAUUAUUGAAAUAAAGAACUCCAGGAGCCAGAGAUAAAAAGGAAAGAAAAAACCCUUGGUGUAGAUCCCCUUUAAUUGGAAAGUCAUUUCUUCAGGGUAUUCUAAUGGUUCGGAGGAAGAUUGCAAACUAAAGUUGAUGAAGCUGGAGGGAGGUUAAUAACUGUGUGCUGUUUGUGUGUGUCUGACCCUGCAUGUUGUCUUUGGUGCGCAGCCGUCGCCUUCUGAUGACACGAGCGCCAAUGAAGAGUAAUCCACCA
Messenger RNA from Boleophthalmus pectinirostris (great blue-spotted mudskipper), 9812 nucleotides. RefSeq names its product G protein-coupled receptor 18 (gene gpr18). Gene Ontology annotation, biological process: phospholipase C-activating G protein-coupled receptor signaling pathway; positive regulation of Rho protein signal transduction. NCBI's taxonomy places the organism in Eukaryota, Metazoa, Chordata, Actinopteri, Gobiiformes, Gobiidae. Gene Ontology annotation, molecular function: G protein-coupled receptor activity. The transcript has 2 exons. The record is from RefSeq and is a predicted model, not a curated record. Gene Ontology annotation, cellular component: membrane. The coding region runs from base 158 to 1171 and encodes 337 amino acids.